AUGCUCUACGGAGGGAGCCGCGCACGCGGCAGCAUUGCUCUGCCACUACUCACUCGCCCCACCCCUGAAUUCCAAUUCGCCUCGCCGGAGUUGUUGCAGCGGCUGGGCAGAUCUGGCGCGGCCGUGAGCUGCCCACUGAACGGCAGAUCUGGUCCGGGCAAUAGAGGAUGGGGUCGGACGGCGGUACGUGGCGCGGAGGCUGGUGAGGAUCUGGUGGUUCUGGCGGCGGAGCUAGGGGGUUUUGCUGCGGAAACCCUAGAUCUGAAGCGGUGUUCUCGGAUUCGACGGCGACGUGGUGCUGCGUGGUGCACGGAGGCUGUUGCAUCCAAGAGCGAAUACUAUACUGAAGAUGAUUUUCUGGACGGCCUUUCUUGUUGUCAUGGGCUUGGUGAGUUGCUGUUUAGAAGCUCUGGAACCAGAGUGCUGGAGCCUCACUCGUUCCUUUGGGGUGCAUCCUGUGGAACCAGAGUGCUGGAGCUCGUGAAGAAACAUAAUUCUCCCGGCCUUCUAUGGAAGAGAAUAAAGCUCACUUCCACCCGUAAAGCCAAUGCUAAGAAACGCCUUCGUCGCGUUUGGCAGAAUGAAGCUGUUUUGCGGGCAUAUGCUGAGACACCUCCCCAGGAAGUAUCACGGGCUGAAGGUAGUGGAAAUAUUGCCAAGGAUAACCAAAGCCCCCAAGGUUAGACGAAAUGAGUAAGGGCUCUAAGCAAGCAUGACAAGGGGACUAGAAAAAGUAAUGCGGCAAUAUAUAAUGUUCGUUUUGCCAUCUUUGUGCCUCAACUUCAUAACUAAUGUUUUGUUGAUGGAGCAUCCCGGCGCCGCUGGCGAGAAGCAGAAGACACAACCGAUUAAGUUAGCAAUCUGGCACUGUUUGGUGACGCAGAGGAUGGGGCGGUAGGAGUCGGCGGCGGAGAAGUAGUCGAGGGAGUUGAACCAUAGGAAAUUGCCGCCGAGAUCGAUCUCCACGUUCAGUGUGGUGGCGUUGGAGCCUAUUUGGAUAGUCGUGUAGUAUUGGUUGGUUGUGCCAUCUUUUCUGAUUGGGAAAAUGAAGGCUUUAGGGGAUGUUAGAGCAUUUGAAAACAAGGAUGAAAGGAGCAACGAGGAAAUUAUCAAGAUCGGAACACUAGGGGAAGCCAUUAUGGUUGUAUUGUGAGUGAAGCUCUUGGAAUGGAUGCAUGUUUAUGUAUUCAGUUUUGGAAUAGGAUGCCAGCUAAUCAGCAUUAUAUUUCAAAUCAUAUUUUCAGGUUGGUCCCCAGCUGAAUCCAUUGUUUAUUUCUCCACUUACGUAUAUUUAAGUAAUACAAUGAAUAGUGAUAGUUAAUCUUUUGCCU
Molecule: messenger RNA, 1331 nt
Organism: Salvia miltiorrhiza (redroot sage)
Lineage: Eukaryota; Viridiplantae; Streptophyta; Magnoliopsida; Lamiales; Lamiaceae
Exons: 3
Coding region: 1-684 (227 amino acids)
Source: RefSeq, a predicted model, not a curated record